CAUCCUUCACAAGAUGGAGAAAUCAUCAGUCAGAUUAAAAUGACCAAUCUAGUCUUGGCUGAGAUUAAAGAGCUGCUGAAGCAACAGGUUAGAGAGCUCGUGUUCCUGAAGAACACAGUGAUGGAGUGUGAAGCCUGUGGAAUGGGAGGGAUUCAGCCCGUUUCCUCCUGUGUGCCCAACCCCUGCCACCCCGGGGUGAAGUGUGUGGAGAAACCCGAUGGUGCAGAGUGCGGGCCCUGUCCUGAUGGCAUGCAGGGCAACGGGACUCACUGUACAGACGUGGAUGAGUGCAAGGUGAUGCCCUGUCAUAUGGGCGUUCGGUGCAUCAACACCUCCCCUGGUUUCCGCUGCGGCUCCUGUCCUGCAGGCUACACCGGACCUCAGGUUCAGGGUGUCGGGCUUGCUUACGCAUCUGCCAACAAACAGGUGUGCAAAGACAUUAAUGAGUGUGAAGGUCCCAACAAUGGAGGCUGUGUGGAGAACUCUGUGUGCAUGAACACACCUGGCUCGUUCCGGUGUGGUCCCUGUAAAACAGGUUAUGUUGGGGAUCAAACGAGUGGCUGUAGACCUGAGAGGGCUUGUGGGAAUGGUCAACCCAAUCCAUGCCACGCCAGUGCAGAAUGCAUCGUUCAUCGUGACGGCACAAUCGAGUGUCAGUGUGGAGUGGGAUGGGCUGGUAACGGCUACCUCUGUGGUUCUGACGUAGACAUUGACAGUUUCCCCGACGAGAAGCUGAACUGUUCUGACAGAAACUGCAACAAGGAUAACUGUCUCACUGUACCCAACUCUGGUCAAGAGGAUACUGAUGGUGACGGAAUUGGGGACGCCUGUGAUGAUGACGCAGACGGCGAUGGGAUCCCUGACAUACAGGAUAACUGUAAGCUGGUGCCCAAUGUGGACCAGAGAAACACUGAUGAGGAUGAUUUCGGGGACGCCUGUGAUAACUGCCCUGUGGUCGAAAACAGCGACCAAAAAGACACAGACAUGGACAAAUACGGUGAUAAGUGUGAUGACGAUAUAGAUGGAGAUGGAAUUCCCAACCACCUGGACAACUGCAAGAAGGUUCCCAACGUUGACCAGAAAGAUCGAGACGGAGACAAAGUGGGAGACGCCUGUGACAGCUGUCCUUAUGUCUCCAACCCUGACCAGAUGGAUGCAGACAAUGACCUGAUUGGAGACCCAUGUGACACCAACAAGGACAGUGAUGGCGACGGCCACCAAGACUCCCGGGACAAUUGCCCAGCCGUCAUCAACAGCUCUCAACUGGACACCGACAAGGAUGGAAAGGGAGACGAGUGUGAUGAUGACGACGAUGACGAUGGUAUCCCCGAUCUGCUUCCUCCUGGUCCUGACAACUGCCGUCUGAUCCCCAACCCACUGCAGGAGGACUUGGAUGGUGAUGGUGUUGGUGACGUGUGUCAGAAGGAUUUUGACAACGACACAAUAAUUGAUCCCAUUGACGCUUGUCCGGAAAACGCUGAGGUUACUCUCACUGACUUCAGGGAGUACCAGACGGUUGUUUUAGACCCUGAAGGAGAAAUACAGACAGACCCCAACUGGGUGGUGCUGAACCAGGGCAGAGAAAUUGUCCAGACUAUGAACAGUGAUCCUGGUUUGGCUGUUGGUUAUACUGCGUUCAGCGGCGUGGACUUUGAGGGGACAUUUCAUGUAAAUACGAAAACGGACGACGACUAUGUUGGUUUCAUAUUCGGGUACCAGGACAGCUCCAGUUUUUACGUGGUGAUGUGGAAGCAGGUGGAGCAGAUCUACUGGCAGGCCAUCCCCUUCAGAGCUGUGGCUCAACAAGGAAUCCAACUAAAGGCGGUGAAGUCAAUCACCGGUCCCGGUGAGACUCUGAGGAACGCUCUGUGGCACACUGGGGACACCAGUGAGCAGAUCAAACUUCUGUGGAAGGACCCUCGCAACGUUGGCUGGAAACACAAGACCUCAUAUCGAUGGUUCCUGCAGCACCGACCCGCUGAUGGCUACAUCAGAGUUCGUUUCUUUGAGGGUCGUCAGAUGGUGGCGGACACAGGUGUCGUCAUCGACACCACGAUGAGAGGAGGCCGGCUCGGAGUCUUCUGCUUCUCCCAGGAGAACAUCAUCUGGGCCAACCUGCGUUACCGCUGCAACGACACUCUUCCUGAGGACUUUGACACCUACCAAUCCAAGCAGGUCCAGCUGGUGGCCUGACGACAGCAAACAAACCCAAAGAAAGCAUGAUCCAGCACACAACCAGAGCCCAGACUGAACAUCAUCAAAGCUCCAUCAGACAUGAAGCGCAGGAGCACAGCAGCAAAAACCUUCAACAGGAGACCAACAACACUGUCACAUAUUUUGUUACUUAACUCAAAUUUCUUUCUUUAAAUGCAUCGCUAACAUUACCUUGUACAAAAACUGAACUGUCUGGUAAAGCUGAGUAAAAACAGCUUCAAAUAAAAUCCACAACUGCUCAUGUUCCAAAAUAAAG
Nematolebias whitei (Rio pearlfish) is the source of this 2470-nucleotide messenger RNA. RefSeq names its product cartilage oligomeric matrix protein. Gene Ontology annotation, molecular function: calcium ion binding. The record is from RefSeq and is a predicted model, not a curated record. Gene Ontology annotation, biological process: cell adhesion. Lineage: Eukaryota; Metazoa; Chordata; Actinopteri; Cyprinodontiformes; Rivulidae. The transcript has 19 exons. The annotation marks the transcript as partial. Gene Ontology annotation, cellular component: extracellular region.